Messenger RNA from Bursaphelenchus okinawaensis, 12581 nucleotides. Lineage: Eukaryota; Metazoa; Nematoda; Chromadorea; Rhabditida; Aphelenchoididae. The record is from the annotation of a GenBank genome assembly.
AUGUUUAUUGAAGGGGGUAGGAAGAUGAUCAGUGGGAGGUGAUGACUAGGCAUUAAUCGAGCAAAUCGCUUGUUUCUUUUGAGGUUUUAACGGUAGGAGGUUAGGCUGAUCAUGGGGAAGAUUGAAGGUUUUCAAAUGGUCUUAACGGAUUUAAAUUAAAAUGGCAAGAACUUUCUUUACAAAACACAAAAUGGCAAGAACUUUCUUUACAAAACAUAAAAUGGCAAAAACUUUUUUUACAAAAUAAAAAAUGGCAAGAACUUUCUUUAUAAAACGAGAAAUGGCAUAUACCGUAUAACUUUUCAUCCGCAGGUUGCAAAAUACGAAAUCUGUAUUUUUUUGGUCUCAUGGGAUAAUUAAAGACUAAAACAUUAUAUAAGGGUUCCACUGUAUAUUGAUCUGUAAAGAAAGUUCUUGACAUUGAAUCGAAAAAUAAAUUUUACAAAAGUUUUAGUAAUUUUUGAGUGUAAUUUGGGUUGGAUAGUAAAGUACCGUAUACCUUUUCCUUUCUCUUCAUUUCAAUCUCUCUAAUUUGACAAGAACGUCAAGAUUCUUAUGGAAACAAAAAGAAAAACAUUGAAUAACACUUCAAGGUUACUAUAACAUUACUAGGAAUCAAAGUAAAAAUUCAUUGAAUGGUCGUAAAAGAAAACCAAAAAUGACAAGAACUUUCUUUAAAAAUCAAAAAAUGGCAAGAACUUUCUUUACAAAUCAUAAGAAAACAAAAAAAAUAUUAAAAAAACAUAACAAAAACAAGAUUUCAACUUGAAAAUUGAGUAAUAAUUGAUUUAACAAGUGGCUUUACAUAGUUUGCACUUCUAAGUUUAUACAAAAGAUUAGUGUUUUUUGUAAAAGCGAGGUUUAAGCGCGGAUACCAAGAGGUUUAUUGGGAUUAGAAUAUUACUUUAGAUCAUAAUCAAGGGGGUGGGUGAUUUUAAAAAUUUGGGGAGGGUAGGAUAUUUUUAAGAGUAGUGGUGGGGGGCGGAGAAGAGGGGGCGUUCCAAGAAGAUUUUACAUUUACUACCCUACCCUACUCAACCUUUUUUACACUACCCUACUAUACUUACCGUAUUCUACCAUACACAACCCAAUUUUACUAUACUUUACUCUACCUUACUCUACCAUUCUUUAGUCUACCGUAAUUUUCCCUUCCCUCACUUUAAUCUACCCUACUAUACAUUACCAAGCUUAAAUCUACUCUGUCUUAUUUUGCUCUACUCUACCCUACCUUACUCUAACAUACUUUGCUCUACGGUACCUUACUCUAUCUUACCCUACCUUACUCUGCUUUACCCUGUCUUAGCAAACAUUACCGUAUACAAACUAACCAAAUAGUUUUAAGUUUUUGAUACAAAAAAGUUUUAAAAAAUGUGUAAAAUACACUGGAGCCUGACUGUAUUCCAAUAUUUCUCUAAACCAUGCAUUUUCAGACGACUGCAAAGACAAGCCAUGCGCUCUUGGCGCAGUAUGUCACGAUCUAGUCAAUGAUUUCGAAUGUGAAUGUCCACAUGGCUUUACUGGUAAAAGAUGUCAUAUCAAAGAAGACCUAUGUCAUCCAAACCCAUGUGCCAACGGCGAUUGUGUCGACCGACUUUUCGACCGCGAAUGCAUUUGUCACGAAGGCUGGACUGGAUCACAUUGUACACAGAACAUUGACGAAUGUGCCGACGCCCCGUGCAAAAACGGCGGAACUUGUAGGGAUAAGGUAAGGAAUGGCGCAAAAGUUAAAAGUUAGGGUUUUUUGGAAUUUUGUGAAAUGGGUGAGAAACAUUAAUUUUUAGAAUAAAAAGAAGUGCUAUAAGCUUGAAAAUGGCAUAAACUUGAAUUUUGAUUGUUAAAAUGUAAAAAAAUAUAGGGUUUUUUCAAUUUUGUGAAACGGCCCGGCUGAAGAAAAUCGAUUUUUAUAAUGAAAAGAGCUUAUGAGCCUAAAAAAUGGAUAAUUGUGUUUUAGCGGUUAAGAAAAGUUAAUUUUAAGUUUUAAAAAAGUUUGUGAAAUGGUCCGGGUGGAAAAAAAUUGUCUAAAGAGGCCUACAAUUGAUUUUCAAGUCUAAAAGGCGAUAAAAGUUAAGGUUAAAUAGAUGAAAAUUAUUAAAGAGCUAAAAUAUUACCUAAAAACGUCAUUUUUUAUUUUAUUAUUACCUAAAAAAUUAUUUUUCCGAAGCAAAAAACCAACAAUAGUACCUAAAAAACCCAAAAAAUUCCCUCUUAUCAAGUACAGACCUGACUAAAACCUCGAAAAACAGCACUGUUCCAUCUUGUUUUCAAGUUAAAAUGACGAUUUUACAAUCCGAACUGAUAAGAAAGUCAAAACUUAACUUGAGCAAGCAGUAACGUGCUUAAGUUAACAAGAUUACCUAAUUCUCGAACAAAGAUAAGAUCUAAAAUGGCUUUCAAAGUCAAUUUUUGUGAAAAUGUUUAAGAAUGAGUCAUUGGGAAAAGGACAAAACUGUUAAAUUUGACUGUAAACAAAGUUUUUGAAAUAAAAAUUUUAUUUUUUGCGAAAUUUUUGGUUUUUGGAAGGUUUGAGGGUGGAAGGAAAGUUCUUGCUAUUUUUUGUUUUGUAAAGAAAGUUCUUGCUAUUUUUCGUUUUGUAAAGAAAGUUUUUGCUAUUUUUCCAUUUGUAAAGGAAGUUCUUGCCAUUUUUUGAUUUGUAAAGAAAGUUUUUGCCAUUUUUUGUUUUGUAAAGAAAGUUUUUGCUGUUUUUUUUAUUUGUAAAGAAAGUUCUUGCUUUUUUUUAUUUUGUAAAAUACGCUCUUGGUUUUAUGGCUUUAAUGUUAAGUUGUAUGUGUUUGCAGCCUGCAGGCGACAAGUUAUACGAUGAAUACGGUUUUUUUUGUUUUUUAAAGAUUUUUUGUGGUUGUAAAGAAAGUUUUUGCUAUUUUAUCACAUUUUUUAUCAAAAUUUGACAAAAAAUAAAAAAAAAUUUUUUGGGUACAUUUUUUUUCAAAUGGCAUUAAAACAAAAUUUUUUUAAUUUAAAAAUUUUCAGGAAAACGGCUACGACUGUCAAUGCCCACCAGGCUUCUACGGAGUCCAAUGUCAACACCAGAUCAAUCACUGUGCCACAGCACCGUGCCAAAACAACGCAACGUGCCUGAACCAAGGUGCCAAAUACCGUUGUGAAUGUCCACUCGGCUUCGAGGGCGCACACUGCGAACUAGAGAUUAAUGAAUGCGAAGAGAAGGAAGCUUGCAGCCCUGAGGGCACGGAGAUGUGCCAAGACCUGGUGAACGGCUUCAGAUGCCAAUGUAGACACGGCUUCACGGGCGAACGAUGCGAAAUUCAUCAAGACCAGUGCAUGAGUGAGCCUUGCAUGAACAAUGGCAGUUGUAUUGAUUUGGGUAGUAGGUUUAAAUGUGAAUGCAAAAAUGGAUGGAAGGGAGAGAAAUGUGACAUUGAGGCAGGCAAAUGUGAGGACAAACCGUGCAAGAACGAUGGCAAUUGUGUCAACUUGAACGAUGGAGACUACUUCUGUGUUUGUCCUGAGGGUAGGGAGUGAUUUUUUUGAUAUUCUCAAGAGUUUUUGAUGGUAUUAGGGGGUUGCAACAGAAUGCCAAGAUUGGCGGGAAAGUGAAAAUUUGAAAUGUUUUUACAAUUUUUUAUUAAAAAAUAAUUUUUAGUUAUUUUAAGUAGUUAGAAUUAAUUUAAAACAUAUUUUUCGACUAUUAUAAGGCUUUAAAACAGAAUGCCAAAUUUGGCGGGAAAAUUGAAAUUUGAAUUUUUGUUUGAAAUAUGUAAAAUUUGGGGCUUUUAAGUGCCUAGGGCCAAAAUAAAACAGGUUUUGACUAUUUUAAGGCCUUAAAACAGAAUGCCAAGUUUAGCGGGAAAAGAAAAAUUCAAAUUUCACUUUUUUCAGGAGUAAGUGGAAAGAACUGUGAACACGCCCCCAACCGUUGUAUCGGUGAACCUUGUCAUAACGGUGGAGUUUGUGGCGAUUUUGGUUCAAAACUCGAGUGUACCUGCCCUAAAGGCUUUGUUGGUGCAGGCUGUGAGUACCAAUUGGACGCCUGUCAUCAUGGUCUAUGCCAAAAUGGUGCCACAUGCGAAAGCCUAAAGAACGGCGACUACAAAUGUCACUGUGACAAGGGAUAUAAUGGCAAAAACUGCGAAAACGAAAUCGACGAGUGUACCAGUGGUACCUGCCCAAUUGGUGCCAAGUGUAUCGACCAGUCGAACGGAUAUUACUGUCAAUGCCCAUUUAAUAUGACCGGACCUUCAUGUGACAAGGAAAUAUCGACCGAUUAUGACAUUCGAUUCAAUGAAGGUAUGGAGGCGGCGCAAGCUGCUUUGGCGGUACCAGUACCAUUCUCAUCCGGUGCUUUUUCAUUGAGUUUGUGGAUCAAGUUCGAUGAACCACAUGCUAAUGGGGAUGUGCUGACAUUGUACAACAGCCAGUAAGUUUUACUUAUCAAAGUAAUGUUUAUAUAAUGUUAAAAAUGGCAUUUUUUAUAAUUUUAUCGCACAGUGCCAGAAGUUUUUCGGAUUGCACAGUGCAAUGAUUUUUAAAAAAAAUGUUUUUGCCAUUAUUUUUGAAGAAAUUAAAUUAAAAUUGGUUUUAAUAGCUUUAUAUUAGUCUGUAGUAAACUUUAUAAUAGAUUUUGUUACCUAAAAUUACAUGAAAAUUUUGCUUUGACGAAAAUAAAAAAUAUUGCGCGGUGCAAGGAAAUUAAAUUUUUGCACGGUGCAGGGGAAUAAAAGAUAAUACAAAAAAUGGCAAGAACUCUUUUUACAAAACAACAAAUGGAAUGAACUUUCUUUACAAAUUAAAAAAUAACAAGAACUUUUUUUACGAAACAAAAAUCGGCAAGAACUUUCUUUACAGAACAAAAAACUACAAAAACUUUCUUUAAAAAUCAAAAAAUGGCAAGGAAAAUCUUUACAACCUUUAAUAUGACGUUUUUCAGAACCCUAAACGGACCAUCCAACCUGACCGAGCUCUUGAGAGUUUCGGCCGCUUCUUGUCGCUUGGCCCUAUUCUCCGACGAAAAUCCAUUGACUUUGCAUUUCCCAACGAAUCAACGAUUGAAUGAUGGAAAAUGGAACAAUUUGGUGAUCACUUGGUCAGCUCACGAAGGAGCAUACUCUUUGGUUUGGAACGCCAUCAGGUUGUAUGCUGAUGUUGGCUAUGGCAAAAAUAAGCAGUUGAAUAUGAAGUGAGUGGGUAAGGUCGGGUAGGGUAGGGUUGGGUAGGGUAGGGUAGGGUAUGGCAAGGUAGGGUAGGGUCGAAUAAUACAUGAGAAAGUAUAGUAGGGUAUGGUAGGUUAGGAUUGGUGUGCUGUAUUUACAGUGUGGUACUAAAAAUGGCAAUAACUUUUUAAAAUUAAAAUUUUUUAAAAGAUUUUUUGAAAAUUUAAGAUUAGCUUAAAAUUUUAGUCUAGAAACAUAUGUAAUAGUUAAAACUUUUAUUCGGGUCCUAAAUUACGAAACGUGUAGACGUAGUAUAGUGGUAGCGAGCCUGACUUGCGCGCCAAAUCAUGCGGCUUCGAAUCCUACUGAUCGUAAAUGACGUAAUAACAUUUAAUGCGUGUUAUAAUGUAAAAUACGGGAGAUGUGGGCUUUGUGAAGCAUAAUUUGAUUAUUAGUACUACUUUAGACUAUAAUUUUUUAAAAUCAGCUAAAAUGACAUUUUAAAAUCAAAAAAUUUUAGUGCUUGGAUAAACCUGGGUCGACCGGUAGAUGCCUCAACAAAUGAUGCGAAAUUCGUUGGCAGUGUGACUCGAGUUCACAUUUGGAGCCGCACCUUGAAUUUCGAAAAUGACAUUCCGACCAUCGUUCAAAGCUGUCAAGACUCACCGACCAUCUUCUCUGGCCUAGCCUUGCACUUUGCCAACUACGACCUUCUAAACGGCAAUGUUGAGAAAAUUGGCAAAAGCUCUUGUGGUCGUACUGUUUAUGGUACUACUGGUGCAGUUGGUACUACUGGUGCAAUUGGUACUGAUGGUGCACAUGGUACCGAAGGUAGUCAUGAUAAUGUCAACUUCCAUCCUAUUGAUGGUACUACUGGUGCACAUAGUACUGUACAAGUUGAGAAAUGUCCGAAAGACAUAUUCGUGGUAACACCAAUGAAGGAGGUCAACGUUUCAUGGGAAGAGCCAGUGUUCUCGGCCGUGAACAAUGUGGACAGAGUGGAGAAGAACUUCAAGAGUGGCCAAAUGUUUACGUUCGGCGAGUUUCAAGUACUCUAUGUGGCUUAUGACAACGAAAGCAACAGUGCUGAGUGCAGUUUUAAGGUAAAGAGAGAUGAAAUUGACAUUUUGGGAGGUUGAAACGGAAUGCCAAUUUUGGCGGGAAAAUAACAAUUCAAAUAUUUUUGUGUAAUUUGUUAUUUUAAUUUAUAUCUAACACUUUUUUAGGGUUGUAAGUGUUUUAAAUGUACUUUUUAAGUGGUUUUAACGCUGUACAUCAAUAUGCCAAAUUUGGCGGGAAAACAAAAAUUUGAACUUUUUUACUAAACUUGGUAUCUAAGGUUAUUUCUAACACUUUUAAAGUGUUGUAAGGGUAUUAACAAUACUUUUACAGUUGUUUAAAAGUGUUAAAACACAAUGCCAAUUUUGGCGCGAAAAUUAAAAAUUUGAAUUUUUUGAAAAAAUUGAUUAUUUGGUUCACUAUGUUUCACAUAUGUCUAAAAUAAAUAAAAAAAAUAAAAAUUUUUGAUUUAAAAAGUGCCAUUUUAGAUACACAUAACUCGCGAAUUCUGUCCAGACGUCCAGAAUCCAGUGCACGGUCAACAGUUUUGCGAGUACUGGGGCCCGGACCUCAAGUACCGUGCUUGCUCCAUCCGAUGUGAUGCAGGCUUUGAGUUCAGCGAAGCACCAGCUCUCUUCUACACUUGUGCUGGCGACGGUGUGUGGCGUCCACGGUCUUCAGAAGCCUUCAGCUUCCGUUAUCCACAGUGCGCGCCCAAGAAGCCGGCUUCACGCCUCGUGCACAUGAAAAUCGACUACCCUGCUGUGACGAUAUGCAACAUAGCAUCAACUGACACAUUGAGUGAGCGAUUGGUGCAGAGGAUCAAUCAGUUGCACAGUAAAUGGAAGCUAUGUCAAGAUACGACCAAAGACGUGUGUGAUGGUGUAGAUGUGAAGGCGCAAUGUGUAAACGAUGAGUUACAGAGGGCUGAAAGAGAAGCUGGUGGGCAGGAUAGAAGUAGGAGAGAGGCUACACAAAGAUUUGAGGUCAAGAUCAGCUUGCCAGUUCAGAAGAUCGCUGUCAGUGAAGGUAAAGGUGAAGCCAAGGAUGUGAUCGACAUCAUUCAAAACGAAGUCUUCAACAAGGAUCUUCUGAAUCUUGAACAUGUAGGUUUUUAUCAAAUUUUAAAGUUUUUUUAUUUUAAAAGUAAAAAAGAUUUUUUGCACGGUGCAGUGAUCUUUCCAGACUGCACAAUGCAAACUUUUUUUAAAAAUUGGUUGUUGUGCUAUUUUAAAAUAUAGCUAAGCGCAAAGUGUUUUAAUACUUUUAAAAUGGAUAGUUAUUAAAUAUUGAUUAGUAUUUGGUACCUAAAAUAAUAUACAAAAAGUGUGGUGAUAAAAAAAAUUUUUUGCACAGUGCAAACUUUUUUCAAAAAUUUUUUGUGAUGCCGUUUUUAAAUAUAACAAAAUGGAAAAUGUUUUAAAACGUUUAGAAUAGAUAGUAAUUGAAGAUAGAUUAGUAUUUGUUAUACCUAAAAUAGAAAAAGAAAAAAUUUGUUGCACAGUGCAAUGAAUCUAUUAUAUUCAGUGUUUUGCCCGGACCGGUCCGGAGCGUUUUUCACCGGUCCGGUCCGGCGAUUUUUUGGGUCCGGUCGGGUCCGCAAAAAAUUUUUUUUUUAAUUUUUAAAAAAAGCAAGGAUCGCUAAAACUGCUUUCUUUUUGCUUAAAAACUCCUAAAAAUAUGUUUUAUUUGCAAUUUUUAAAACAGUUUUAUUAAAAUAAAAAAAAAUUUCUUCCGGACCAGUCCGGAGCGUUUUUCACCGGUCCGGUCCGGCGAUUUUUUGGGUCCGGUCCGGACCGGACCGGUCUGGCAAAACACUGAUUAUAUUUGACUGCACGGUGCAGUGGUUUUAAUAAUUGCACGGUGCAGAAUUAUAAAAAAUGGCAAAAACUUUCUUCAGAAAACAAAAAACGGCAAAAAUUUUCUUUACAAAACCUAAAAUUGCAAGAACUUUGUUUACAGAACAAAAAAUGGCAAUAACUUACUUUACAACCUCAAUUUUUUUAGCUUUUACCAAACGGCCGACCAGAUCUGAACUCUUUCAAACUUGACGAAGAAUUCAAAUGUAGAAUGGGCGAGGUUAACAUCAAGGAUUCUUGCAUACCAUGUGCUUCUGGAAGUUAUUUCAAUCAGAAAACGCAAUCUUGUACUCAAUGUUCUGCUGGUGAGUAUCAACCAAAUGAAGGGCAACUGUCAUGUCUGGCAUGCCCAGGCAAUGGCGUCACUACAUCACCUGGCGCUAUGUCGGCUGAGGAGUGUAAACGUAAGUUUUAGGGUUGAGGGGUGGGAGGGGGGGGAUAAAUAUGAUGGUAGACUAAGCCGAGAAUGGGGGAUGGUACGGUACUGAAGGGAGAAAGCAGGGGUAUGGUAAAGUAAAGUAGGGUAGGUUAGGGUAAGGUAGGGUCGGGUAGAGUAUGAUAGGCAAGGCAUUGUGGGAUGGGAUAGGAUAUUGUAGGGUACCCUAGGCUAGGGUGGCAUAUUGUAGGCUAAGGUUGGGGUACAGUUCAUUAGACUAGGGUAGGGUAAAUGUUUAAUAAAGAAAAAUAGAUUACUGUAGGGUGUGUUAGAGCAUGUUAAAAUAGGGCAGAAAAAGGUAAAGUACUUUAGGUCAGGGUAGUGUAAAAUACGUACAGGGUUAGAUAUGGUUAUGUAGGUAUACUUAAUGUAAGAUAGAUUGAGGUAGAGUAUGGUAGGUUACGGUAGUGUAGGGUAGGGUAGGGUAGAGUAGGGUAGGGUAGGGUAGGGUAGGGUAGGGUAGGGUAGGGUAGGGUACGGUAGUGUAGUGUAGGGUAGGGUAGGGUAGGGUAGGGUAAGGUAGGGUAGGGUAGGGUACGGUAGUGUAGUGUAGGGUAGGGUAGGGUAGGGCAGGGUAGGGUAGAGCAGUUAGGGUGGGUAGAUAAUGUAAAAUACGUUCAUUAAAACUUUUUAGUGUAAGAUAUAAUUUUUCAGCACGAUGUGAUGCUGGAUAUUCACUAAACUUGAGAACAGGCGAGUGUGAACCAUGUGGUUUUGGAUUCUACCAACAAUUCGAAGGCGCCUUCGAAUGUGUGCCAUGUGGAGUGGGUAAGACCACAUUAAAAAUGACCAGUCGAAACGAAGAGGAGUGUCGUGAUGAGUGUCCUGGUAAGUAUUGGUUAGUACAAUGUAGUUACUAUAUGGUAGAGUUGGGUAAGGUUAAUACGGUAGUUUAAAGUACUUGAUGGGCAGGGUAGGAUGGGGUAGAGUAGGAUACGGUAGGGUAGUGUAUAUUUUUUUUAUUUUUGUGAAAAGGUCCGGGUACUUAGUCUUACUGUAAUUGAUUUAAAUUUGCUAUUACUGCAAUUUUAAGUUGUUUUUAGUAAAACUACAGUAACCUUGGAUGAAAAAAAAUUUUUUAUUUAAAGGUUUCGUUUUCGGCCGCUUGUUUUUGGCUUAGUAAUUAGACUUCAAAGCCUUUGAAAUUGAUUUAAAAUUGGAAAAAAAUAAAAUUUUGGGAAAAAAGUUUUUUUUCGCAAAACAAAUUGGAAACUUAAUUUCUGCGGUGAAAAUUUAAUUUAAUUCGAAAUUUCAAAUUUUGUGAAAAAUUGCAAGAAUUUUCGUUACAAAACAUAAAAUGGCAAAAACUUUGUUUAUGCGUAUUUUACUUUUAAUCGUUUUCAGAUGGUGAACAUCUGACACCCUCAGGCGACUGUCAAUCGUGCCCGAUUGGCUCGUUCCGAACCAAAGGCCUCCACAAACAAUGCGUGGAGUGUCCGGCCGGCACCACCACCGAGAAGAUUAAAUCAACGCGCAAAUCGGAUUGUAACACACCCAGAUGCGACCCCGGACAGUUCCUGGUGACAGCAACGUAAGGAUUUGCUUUAUAAGACAAAAAAUGGCAAGAACUUUCUUUACAAAGUAAAGAAUGGCAAGAACUUUCUUUACAAAAUGAAAAAUGGCAAGAACUUUCUUUACAAAGUAAAAAAUGGCAAGAACUUUCUUUUAAAGUCCAGAAAAAUAAAAAAUUUUUAAAAUAUUAUUGCACUGUGCAAAAUAAUUUUUUAUUGCACGGUGCAGACAUUUUUUAAAAAUUCAUUGUGCCAUUAUUUUUGAAUCUAUCAGGAUAAAAAUAGCUUUACUAGCUUUUUAUUAACUCAUACUAAAUGUUAGACUACUAUGUGUUACCUAAAAUAAUUUUUGAAGAGCACAGUGCAGUACAUAAAAAUUAUUGCACGGUGCAAUAAUUUUUCAAAAUUUGAUUGUGCCAUUCUUUUUAAAGCAAGAACAGUAAAAAUGGUUUCAAUAUAUUGUUAUUGUCCAGACUAAAAGUUAAAACACUAUUUGUUACCUAAAAUAAUUUUAGCAUGGCACUAUGAUUAAAAUGAAAAUUAUUGCACGCUGCAAGAAAUUUUUUUUUGACUGCACGGUGCAAAACCAAGAAUUUUAAUUACAUUUCAAAAAAUGGCAAGGACUUUGUUUACAAACCAAAAAAUCGCAACAACUUUCUUUAUAAACUAAAAAAUAGGAAGAACUUUCUUUACAAUCAAAAAUUUUAGUAAGCAAUGUCAAUUCUGCCCCCGAGGCACAUACCAAGACCAGCCAUUACAAUCGACUUGUAAAAUAUGCCCUACCGAUUACACCACAUCAGCCUCGGGUGCUACACACGAAUCUCAGUGCUACAAUACGAAUCAAUGUGCUACUGGAGACAACAAUUGUUCAUGGCAUGCGGUUUGUCUCGACCUGCCUGAUGAUGAUGAUGUACCUUCAUUUGAAUGCAAAUGCAAACCUGGCUUCAGAGGAAAUGGCACUGUUUGUACUGGUAAGGAUACUGUAGCUUUUUUGGGAGGGGAGGGGGUUUCAUUUUGGAUUUUUGGUAAGUACUGUACUUUGGGUGGGUUACUGUAGUGUUGGCUAGGGUAAGUUAGGAUUGGGUAUAACAAAGUAGGGGAGAGUACGGUAGGGUAGGGUUGGGUAGGGUAGGGUAGGGUAGGGUAGGGUAGGGUAGGGUAGGGUUGGGUAGGGUAGAGUAGGGUAGGGUAGGGUAAGGUAGGGUAGGGUAGGGUAGGGUAGGGUAGGGUAAGGUAGGGUAGGGUAGGGUAGGGUAGGGUAGGGUAGGGUAGGGUAGGGUAGGGUAGGGUAGGGUAGGGUAGGGUAGGGUAGGGUAGGGUAGGGUAGGGUAGGGUAGGGUAGGGUAGGGUAGGGUAGGGUAGGGUAGGGUAGGGUAAGGUAGGGUAGGGUAGGGUAAGGUAGGGCAUAGCAGUGCAUUUUAAGGCAGGGUAGGGACGCGCAGAGUACCAUUGAACAAAACUCAUUUCAGACGCCUGCCUAAACUUCUGCCUGAACGACGGUACCUGCAAGAAGAACAACGUUGGCUACGUGGAGUGUAGCUGCAAAGAGAACUUCAGCGGCGAGCGUUGCGAGAUCCGCUUCCAGCCUCGUACUCAAAAGAUCAUGCACGCCACCAUCACCAUCGGCAUGGUCGUCUUCCUCCUGAUCAUCAUCAUCGUCGCGAUCUGGGCGAUCCGUCAUCAAUUCAGUCAUCAUGACGAGGCCGGAUCCAUUCACAAACCCGUCAUCCCAUCGCUAGACCCCAUGGAUCCGCGCGUAAACUUUGUUUACAGCAACGCCAGACGAAGUGCGUCGAGUGGUGGCUCAAUUCGACCGGUCGGUUACUACUAUGAGGAUGAUAAUCAACCAGACGCCAAUGAAGUCAAGUCAAUGUUCGUGGGUGAAACAACAACGGUAGUGGAACAGAACGUGCACGAUGAGAUGGAACAGCAAAUGGAACGGUUUGCUUGGCCUGGUCAUAAUGACAAUGGUACUACUGGUGCCUCUGGUAUGAAUGGUACUAACGGGCUUUGCAGUACCAAUGAUACCACAAGACUGUUUGGUACUAAUGGUAAUAAUAGACUUUCUGGUACUAAUGAUCAAUUAGCUACUAAUGGUGCUACUGGUACUAAUGGUGCCACUGGUAUCACUGAACCAUCAAGUGCUCUUGUAUUAAGCAAAACCAACUCAUAUUACGGACAAAAUGCAAACUACCAAAAUGGUACCACUGGUACACUUAAUGGUACUACUGGUACCACUAGUGUCCAAAACCCUCAAAAUGGCUCAAAUCGCUCAGAAAAUGUUCGAAAUGGCCAAAAUUUGGAAAAUAGUGUAAAUAGUACUACUGGUACUAAUGGUACAUUUCAUGGUAACAACAAUAGUAAUGGUGCUGCUUUUGGAAAUGGUGCUUCUAAUGGUGCUAUUUCUGGAAAUACUGGCUCUAAUGCUGCGAAUAAUGGCCCUAGCUAUCUUAAUGGCACGAGUACGGGUUACGGUAACUCGGACAGUACCAGAAGAGACGACAACACAUCUUAUCAACCAAGAUAUACAUACGACAAUGACAGAUUCGCAGCGAUGCGAAGACAUUUCUAUGAAAAUCGAAUGUCGUAA